AUGUUUUUACUGUGCAGUUAAUUUAGACCAUUCAAAAUGAAUGAACAUCCUAAAAAGAGGAAAAGGAAGACUCUACACCCAUCUCGAUACUCAGAUUCUUCAGGUGCAAGCAAAUACAUAGACAACAGUGGAAUCUUUUCUGACCACUGCUAUAGUGUCUGUUCUAUGAAACAGCCAGAUAUAAGGUUUUCUGAAAACAGAGGUAGAUUCCACGGCCCUGCACAGAGCCUGGACACCGAUGAUGAUGGGAGCCCAGUACAUGCUGGGACUUCUCACUGGAGCGGGUCACAUUCCAGCGUUGUGGGGUUCCACUAUAUAGACCCUAAGAAGAGGGAUAAAGGUAGAGAUAAGGGUACUAACAAUGGAAUGUGCAGAGAUUUAUGUGAUUCGCCUAUAUUCAGUGACAGCCCUACAGAAGAAGAGAAACCUCUCGAUAUUCAGACUGUAGAAAUUUCUACAACAGAAGUGAAUGCCGUAGAAGUUCAUGACAUAGAAACACAAACUGUGUCACCUGAGAAGCUAGAAGCUGAGGACCUGGAGGAAAUCCCUCUGGAAACCUGUAAAAUCUUUGAGAAGAACCAGGCUUUGAAUAUCACAGCUCAACAGAAAUGGCCUUUGCUGAGAGCCAACAGCAGUGGCUUAUACAAGUGUGAGCUCUGUGACUUUAAUAGCAAGUACUUUUCUGAUUUAAAGCAGCACAUGAUCCUGAAGCAUAAGACGUGUACGGACACUCACGUCUGUAAAGUUUGUAAAGAAAGCUUCUCCAGCAAAGUGCAGCUCAUUGAACACGUAAAACUACACGAGGAGGAUCCGUACAUCUGUAAAUACUGUGAUUACAAAACAGUGAUAUUUGAGAAUCUGAGUCAGCACAUAGCAGACACUCACUUCAAUGACCACCUUUAUUGGUGUGAGCAGUGCGAUAUGCAGUUCUCGUCCAGCAGUGAGUUGUACCUGCACUUCCAGGAGCACAGCUGCGAUGAGCAGUAUUUGUGUCAGUUCUGUGAGCAUGAAACGAACGAUCCAGAAGAUCUGCAUAGCCAUGUGGUGAACGAGCACGCGUGUCGGCUGAUAGAGUUAAGCGACAGCUAUAACAACAAGGAGCGGGGACAGUACAGCCUCAUCAACAAAAUCAGUUUUGACAAGUGCAAAAACUUCUUUGUAUGCCAAGUGUGCGGCUUUAGGAGCAGGCUGCAUACCAACGUCAACAGGCACGUAGCUAUUGAACACACCAAAAUAUUCCCUCAUGUUUGUGAUGACUGUGGGAAGGGCUUUUCAGGUAUGUUGGAAUACUGCAAGCAUUUAAGCUCUCAUUUAUCUGAAGGGAUUUAUUUGUGUCAAUACUGUGAAUAUUCGACAGGACAGAUUGAAGACCUUAAAACUCAUUUGGAUUUCAGGCAUUCGGCAGACUUGCCUCAUAAAUGUACUGAUUGUUUAAUGAGGUUUGGAAAUGAAAAAGAUCUUUUAAGUCAUCUUCAGAUACAUGAGACAGUAUGAUUAUUUUCCUUCCCCUGUAAUCAAUUUGUUAGAAUUGGAAUUAAUUACCAAUCACUGAAACGUGGUAUUAAAUACAAUUUCAACAGCAA
Molecule: messenger RNA, 1583 nt
Organism: Antrostomus carolinensis (chuck-will's-widow)
Lineage: Eukaryota; Metazoa; Chordata; Aves; Caprimulgiformes; Caprimulgidae
Gene: ZNF639
Product: zinc finger protein 639
Exons: 4
Coding region: 37-1494 (485 amino acids)
Biological process (GO): regulation of DNA-templated transcription
Molecular function (GO): RNA polymerase II cis-regulatory region sequence-specific DNA binding; DNA-binding transcription factor activity, RNA polymerase II-specific
Source: RefSeq, a predicted model, not a curated record